Candidula unifasciata is the source of this 660-nucleotide messenger RNA. NCBI's taxonomy places the organism in Eukaryota, Metazoa, Mollusca, Gastropoda, Stylommatophora, Geomitridae. The record is from the annotation of a GenBank genome assembly.
AUGGACUCUCCCAUUUUUGUGUUGAAGAGUCUGGCAAAAGGAAGCCAAAUGUUUCGCAUGAUUUUCUACCAGCUGAUUCCCCCACUUCGGAAGCAUUUGCUGUUCUCUCGGGAAAAGGACAAUGAUAUCGAUGAUCUGGAAAUGCAAGUGGUGCACUACAAGCCAGAAGGGCUGGACAUGUUGUGCAAGAACACCAAGUUUACUCGCAAGGAGCUGCAGAUUAUGUAUAGGGGCUUCAAACAGGAAUGUCCAACCGGGAUAGUAAAUGAAGAAACAUUCAAGGAAAUAUAUGCACAGUUUUUCCCUCAAGGAGAUGCAACAGCAUACGCACAUUAUGUGUUCAACACAUUUGAUCAUGACCACAAUGGUUCCAUCAGCUUUGAGGAGUUUGUCACGGGUCUGUCUGUGUUAUCAAGAGGGACAUUCCAAGAGCGACUGCAGUGGGCAUUUAGCCUGUACGAUGUCAACGGGGACGGGAUCAUAACCAAAGAAGAAAUGCUGGACAUUGUGACAGCAAUCUAUGAGAUGAUGGGACGCUAUACUGAACCUUCCAUUGAUGACACUACAGCCAAGGAGCAUGUUGAGAGGGUCUUCCAGAAAAUGGACAUUAACCAGGACGGUGUAAUCUCAGUGGAGGAAUUUAUGGACACCUGUAGAAGG